GUACCCUGCAAUAUUCUAUCGAGAAUGAGCACCGCAGCAGUGGUCGUCAGGGAGGUCGUCGGGAGUCUGCAGCGCAAGCAAAGUGCGCACGUCGCCAACCUGCUCGCUUUGUCGUUUGAUAAGAGUGGAGCCGACUCGCCGUUUAUGGACAACAAUCGUGCAAUCGAAACGGCGUGUCGAACCUUUUGCGCUGGACUCGUCGGUGCAUACCACGAGAUUGUUGCAGCGAUCCUCAAUGCCAAGCGCCUUGUUGGCGAGGGAAAGUUUUCAGUGGCGUACGAAGAAUACAUUUCUGGCUUCAUCAAGUUCCUUGAAGUCUUUCGAGAAGAGUCGAGCUGGCUUGUGCCAUGGUUGCAUGUGUUUGUGUACGAUGCACGCAAGUUGGCAAUGCAUGCAGACGCCGAAGCAUCCAAGAAGCGCGAUGGCGAAGUGCACGAUAACGUGAAAAAUGCCGAGCAGCAUUUAAAGCGUGCAUUUUCCAUGACCGUUAAUGACCGCGCGCCCGUUGAGUUGAGCAAGCGACCUGGCACGCUGUACAUUGUGAAUCAGCUAUUCAAGAUCUACUUUCACCUGAAUGCGAUCAAUUUGUGCCGAAACCUCAUCCGUGCAGUGGAGCUGCAGUCGUUUGACCAGUUUGACAAGCGUGACCAAGUCACGUACAAGUACUACCUCGGCCGCAUUUUCAUGUUUCAGGACCAGUAUCACCAAGCUGAAGCCAGCUUGAGCUAUGCUUGGCGCCACUGCCAUAAAAAGUACUCUCGCAAUAAGCGGCGAAUUCUGCAGUUUCUUGUCCCGGUGAAACUCAUUCUGGGCGUGAUGCCGUCUGCCCAAUUGAUCGAGACGUACAACUUGACGGAGUUCCAGGGCAUUUCGAAAGCGCUGCAACAAGGCAACAUCCGUGAAUUCAAUCAGAGCCUGGAGCGGUACCAAGACCAGUUUGUCCAGCAAGGCGUGUACUUGCUCAUGGAAAAGCUUCGCGCGAUUGUCAUGCGAAACUUGUUGAAAAAGGUCUACGUGAUUCGCACCAAAAAGAAUCAACUGAAGCUGGUCGACUUUCAAACUGCUGUGGAUUUUGCCGACAGUGCGGAACUUGACAUGGAUGCCCUCGAGAGCUUGGUCGCCAACCUGAUCUUCAAGGGGUAUGUCAAGGGGUACAUCUCCCACAAGCUCAAGAUCCUCGUGUUGAGCAAGUCAAACCCGUUUCCACCCAUCACGGACGUGUUGCAAGACCCCACGGCCGCGUAAUGUUCGAGUGAAUGCAUUGAGGUCAUGCCCAGAGCUUGCAUGUGCCAUGCUUCGCUUUUUGGGGGACGACUGGAAAUACCACGUUGCACGAGAUGGAAGUGUUUACUUGCGUUUGAGAGGACGAAUGACCCAGAAACACUUAUCUUGCCCAGGACGUCCACCUGCGA
Molecule: messenger RNA, 1412 nt
Organism: Aphanomyces invadans
Lineage: Eukaryota; Oomycota; Saprolegniomycetes; Saprolegniales; Verrucalvaceae
Exons: 6
Coding region: 25-1245 (406 amino acids)
Biological process (GO): poly(A)+ mRNA export from nucleus; transcription elongation by RNA polymerase II; post-transcriptional tethering of RNA polymerase II gene DNA at nuclear periphery
Cellular component (GO): transcription export complex 2
Molecular function (GO): RNA binding; double-stranded DNA binding
Source: RefSeq, a predicted model, not a curated record